AUGGCGGCUGCAUCAGCGAUCAAAGAGGGCCCCGUGCCUAGCACCCCUGCCUUCCUCCUCAAGACAGGCUCGGCGGGUGAUCCCAUCGCCCAUUCCAACCCCCCGCACAACGUGCAGCCUGUGAGCCCACCACGCCCCGGACCCCUCUUCCAAGCCGGCCGGACACCACGGCUCCUGGAGGGUCGGGAGCCCAGCGGUGCCACCAUGUCUCUGGGUCAGAAGAGUGAGCUCUUGAAUCUUGAGGAAAAUGUUCAGGAACCAAGAGAAGAUGGUUCUUUUCAGGUCAUCUCUGAGGAAGAGGCCAGUGCACCCAACGUUCCUUCUGGUGUCAGCCCCUCCCCCAGAGCCAUUGCUGCCCUACGGGGCAGCCUCUCUGAGGAUGGUAAGGCCAACAGCCGGGAAGCAGAGGGACCAGACAGCUCCCAGGAGGCCGUCGAAGCCCCAGCAGCAGAAGCCCCGGAAGCCGAAGCCCCGGCAGCCGAAGCCUCAGCAGGGGAAGCCCAGGCAGCCGAAGCCUCAGCAGGGGAGGCCCAGGCAGCCGAAGCCUCAGCAGGGGAGGCCCAGGCAGCCGAAGCCCCGGCAGCCGAAGCCUCAGCAGGGGAAGCCCGGACUCCCCUUCAAGCUGCACUGCAGGAGAAGUUGGCUGACCUGGUGUGGUUCCUGCUGCUCAAGUAUCGCGCAAAGGAACCAACCAGCCAGGCCGAGAUGCUGAGGGAAGUGCUCAGUGAUAACCAAGGGCACUUCCUGGGGGUCUUCAGCCAAGCCUGCGAGUGCAUGCAGCUGGUCUUCGGCAUAGACGUGACCGAAAUGGAGCCCGGAGGCCACUCCUAUGUCCUGAACACCACGCUGGGCCUCACCCACGACGGGCUGCUGAGCCCCGAGCAGCUCAUACCCAAGACGGGCCUGUUGGUUGUCGUCCUGGGCGUGAUCCUCCUGGGUGGCGACUGCGCCUCCGAGGCGCACAUGUGGGAAGCUCUGGGGGCCAUGGGGGUGCAUGAGGGGGUGGAGCACUUUCUCUAUGGGGAGCCCAGGGAGCUCCUCACCGACGUGUGGGUGCGGGAGCACUACCUGGAGUACCGGCAGGUGGCCGGCAGUGAUCCCCCCCGCUACGAGUUCCUGUGGGGCCCCCGGGCUUACACCGAGACCAGCAGGAUGAGAGUCCUGGAUUUUAUACUCAGGGUCAAUAGGAGGGAACACAGCUGCUUCUUCGGUUUCUGA
Molecule: messenger RNA, 1218 nt
Organism: Condylura cristata (star-nosed mole)
Lineage: Eukaryota; Metazoa; Chordata; Mammalia; Eulipotyphla; Talpidae
Product: melanoma-associated antigen 8-like
Exons: 4
Coding region: 1-1218 (405 amino acids)
Biological process (GO): negative regulation of transcription by RNA polymerase II
Cellular component (GO): nucleus
Source: RefSeq, a predicted model, not a curated record